AUGAUGCGUCUGCAUUUAUGCGCCACUCUGCCCAUCCUGCUCUGCCUUGCAGCUACCGCGGAUCCGGAGAGCUACAGCGGAAGUGGAUCAGCUCGCGACAAUGCUGGUCACGACGCAGGGGUAGUGUAUCUACCGGCGGAGAGUAUCCAGCACGAGCUAUUGAACACGACCGGGCUCGUACCCGACUCCCUGGUCUCGGUGACCGCUAGCAACGAGGCGUUGAAGGACGAAUCCCCUGGUCUGGCUGGCGUGACGGCUCUUAACACGACUGUGUAUUCGUCCGUGCUGAUCGUCCCAGCGAAAGCUUCGACGGCGACGACUACCGCAGUCUCGGGCACGCAUGAAGCAGCAUCCGCCGAUGCGUCGUCUGGACACACACAGCUCACGUACAACUGCACUUCUGCAGCGAACCUUUGGAACCUGCAGGAGGACCCGAGUGUCGUGAAAUUGGAGAGCUUUCAGCAGUUCUCAAGCAACGCAAGCGCCAGCAACUCGACAGAGAAUACCCGCGAGAUCGUGGCCGUCACCGUUCAGAAUACGGCUGUCGGUCGACCAGUGCUGGGGGACGCUUUCUUCGGCGCGGAGUUCAGCAGCGACCCCGCCUACUUCUCCACAUCGACUGACUUGGAUAGCCUCAUGCACUCCAACGUGUCCGCAACAACUGGGGAAGGUAACAAGACCCGCCGCCUCGAGUUGGGCGCUUUCGGCUUCGUGGAAGACCCAUACUGCGUGUACGGGUGCGGAGAAGUAGGCGCAGCUCCGGGUGAGUGA
This is a messenger RNA of Phytophthora sojae, 771 nucleotides long. RefSeq lists its product as hypothetical. Bases 1 to 771 code for a protein of 256 amino acids. The record is from RefSeq and is a predicted model, not a curated record. The transcript has 2 exons. Lineage: Eukaryota; Oomycota; Peronosporomycetes; Peronosporales; Peronosporaceae.